GCCGCAAGCGAGGCAUAGCCCUUUGUUCGACUUAGCGUUGUCAACAGUCCCUUUGUGUAUGGGUCGACUCAGCGGCGAUGGGGGCUGAUGGGAACUCAUCGAAAUAUGCUGCCCUGCUUGGGUGCUUAGGCAUAAUGGCACAUUACAAAAUACACAUACAUCGCCAGGACGAUGUUGGCGAUAGUCUCGACAGACUUUAAUUUUAAGCGGACCUGCCUUCAAACUUUGUUAUGGACUGGUCUACUUUUUCAAUCAAGAUGUGACAGUGAAUGGACAGGUGGAAGCACAUCAGAACUGGGAAUACUAGGUCCACCCACCGUCCACAUCUCAACCACCACGAUCACGACAACAAUAGCAUACAACCCUGCUGCAGCACCACCAGAUUCGAUGUAUUCGUUAUUAGGGUGCUACGGACGAGGGGCCGGGGCCAGGUCCGGGCCUGGCAACCAGAACGGAAAUCUUUUCGGAAAAGAAGGGGACUAUGUUGUCCUCACCACGGUGCCUGAUGACCAGUUGACGAUACGGGCUUGCCUCGAAGGCUGUGACGAGUUGGUCCCGCUAAAGAAGACUUCUGACCAUUAUGGACUCGUUGGACUGAGUAAUGGAAGAGAGUGUUUCUGCGGAUUGAAACUUGUGGCAGAAGCUCGUAAACUUACUCUUGGGGAUUGCAACAUGCCUUGUACCGGCGAUUCAGGGCUAUCAUGUGGAGGAGCGGAUACUGUCGCCGUAUAUACUCUCAUCGUCGCCAGCGAGAGUGACAAGGUUACAAGCCAUGACAGAACCCAGGAUAGCAGCCAGAGCGAUGAAAAAGGAGACGAGAGCGCGGCCACCCCUACAGGAACUUCGCUAUCUUUCACUGUCGUCAAUACGAGUGCGGCCCUCAAAGCUACAGGUGGCCUAGAGCUUACAGAAACCGAAACCCUAGGAGGUUCACAGGAGACAUCAGGGAAGGCAAUCAUACCCUCAUCAUCACUUCUUCCCUCGUCAACACCAUCAGAUUCUCCUGAUGCUCCAACCACCGGACCUGCCAUCGCCGCGAUAACGGGCAGUGUCUCGGGCACCAUCAUCCUAGUAGCGUUCGUGGUUCUGUGUGUCCGAGCCUAUAAGCGGAAGAAGCUCCAGGAGGCCGCGCGUAAAGAGGCUGUAGUUAUACCCGAGAGCCAGCACGAGGACAACGACAAGCAGCUCACGCGACGACCGGCCCCAAGCGCGAUCGAUACUACGGGACAUCAACUCCGUGAUCUGAACAAAGGAACCGGACCUGUCGCCGGAGACGGCUAUGAACGUGGACAUGGCAAACGAGACGAGGAUUUAAGUACCGGCGCAUCAACAGACGGCGCAUACUUGGUGCCCUCCACGCCCGCCCUCGAGUCUGGUACCCGUCUCCGUCAUCCCGAGCACUCUGCACGCCUUGCAACAGCUCCAUUGCCAACCAUCGAAAGUGACACCCUGUACUUCAAACUAAUGGACGAAGUCCGCACCGGCCCUGGUGUAUCAGUAGUAGCGACCCCUUCGCCAUCCAGCCCGCCUCCGUCGGCAACAAGCUCAUCGGUCCAGUGGCGAGGAAAUCCCCUGAAUCCCCUGACGCCGUCGGCAGCAUCCACCGGCCAGUUCAGUUUCGACUUCAACGCCAAGCCCAGCGUGUCGAGCCCAACACCGGCUGCCCGUCCCGAAGCCACCCCUGGCGAUCGUGCUUGGCACAGGCGCAAGGUAUCUAAGACGUUCCAGCCGCCGGCCAGCGGACCUCCUUCUAUACCGCUGCCCCCCACGCCGCCUCGACGACAGCAGCAGCAGCAGCAGCGAGCUUUCGAUUCGGUGCACUUCACUCCCACGCCCGCGUCGAGGGUAAAGCCUGGCCACGGCCAGCACGAUAACGGCGAGAAGAAAGAGGGUGCUCGCGCCGCCGCAUUGCCCGCGGGCCAGGGCUCGGAAGCGGCAGAAACACCAGCGCCAGCGCCAGCGCUGAAGGACUCCCCUACGAUACCGCGAGCACAGGGGGAUUCUCAGGAUUUUCGACAAGUAGGAACCCCUGGACAGCAAACGAGCGGCGAAGGAAUGGGAGAAGUAGGAAUGCAGCUGAUGCCGCCUAGCACACCCGCGGGACCGUCUGGCUCUCGUCCGAAUAGGGAUACGAUCUACACGGUGGGAGAAGAAGAAGAAGAAGACUGGCCUGUCAACGGCGGCAGUGAGGCAGAAGGACCGGAAAUUUCGCCUGUGUCGACGGAUACGGUCGGAACGAGCAUUCUGUUCCCGUCGGAUGAUGAGCAUUAGGCGUAGUGUACCUAUGGCAUAGGUAGUAAAGCCAACAAUAUCAUGCGUUGUUUUACAUGCUACAGAUCUCUGGUAAAGAGAGAAACCACUAGGUUACAGGAGAAAUCAAUAUACUUGAUUCCACAUCAAACUGACCAUUUCUCACGUCGUCUAAGUGUCCUAAGGUAACCAACCAUUAAUCAUUCUUCUUCCUAUUGCAUCAAGGAACUCCAUACCUACUAAUGUACCCAACCUACAUUAAACGUCUCGUUUUGUAUUAUACCUAACCUAGGUACCUAACUAUCAAAGUAGCAAAACUCCAUUUCGUAUACCCAAGACGCCAUCUCAUCUCCCUCUUCAUCCCCAAGGGAGCGAACGAGGCUCGCGUAGAUAUGCUUCUGAAGACCAAUGUAUCUAAGUAAACCCAGCCCCUAUAUCCGGCAAGAGGCAUAUAGAUAAAGCCAAGUUCCCUCAUAGCAUACCAGCAACAACCAAUAUCGCCCCCAGCGCAACCCCCAUCAUACCCGUAACAACCGAGCCCUCCGCC
Molecule: messenger RNA, 2797 nt
Organism: Daldinia decipiens
Lineage: Eukaryota; Fungi; Ascomycota; Sordariomycetes; Xylariales; Hypoxylaceae
Exons: 2
Coding region: 172-2271 (699 amino acids)
Source: RefSeq, a predicted model, not a curated record